ACCGUUAGGCCACACCACUCUCAAUCUUUACCACUCGCAAAACCUUCUUGUAAACAUGAAUUCACCGUGAAUUCAAUAAAUGUAAAUUCUAAAAUAUAAGUUUCGUUCUUUUACAAUUUUCUUAUUUUGAUCGAAAAAAAUACUUUUUCUUCAAAAUUAGAAGCUGCAGGCUUCCCCCUCCCCCAUUUUCUAGGUUUCUUGAUCAGAAAAAUCCGUCUGUUUUCUGCUUUUUUUGUCGUCUUUAUUUCCUCGAUUUGUUGUUUUCUGGGUAAUUGACAAAGAUCAUGGCGGCGUUGGCUCCUGGAAUUUUGUUGAAGCUACUGAAUGGGGUGAAUACAGGGGUGAAGCCCACGAGUGAGCACAGGAGUUCACUUUUACAGGUUACUGAUAUAGUUCCUGCAGAUCUUGAUGAAAAGAAUCUUUUGCCAAAACAUGGGUUCUACAUCAAGGUAUCGGAUUCUUCGCACUCAAUUUAUGUUAGUUUACCUCUCGAGCAAGAUGAUCUUGUUCUAAGCAACAAAAUGCAAUUGGGACAAUUUAUUUAUGUUGACAAAUUGGAGCCCGGAUCGCCGGUUCCCAUUGUUAAGGGCGCCAAGCCACUUCCGGGGAGGCACCCAUUAGUGGGAACGCCGGAACCAUUGAUGGGAUUGAGACAAAAGGGAGAGAAAAGUGAACAAAAAAUCGCAGCUCCUAGAAGGGGUUCUUGGGGAAUUGGGCCUAAUGGGGGUGAGAAUAUUUCCUCGCCAAGUGUUUUGAAACCGGUACCUUUGGAUUUUGAUCAAUGUACACCGGUUAAAGAGAGGCCACCUAGUGCUGUGAAAUUUGCUGGUAAUUUUCCUAUAUCGCCAAUGAUUCGAGGGAGAACACAGCGAGAUGGAAGCGCGGGUGGAGUUUUCAGGUCGUCAGUUGGUGGUGCGAUUUUGUCUAAAAUGGUGGAGACUAAAGGGGAAAGCCCAUUGAUUAGGAAAAGUUGUAUAACACCCUCUAUGUCCAAGUAUUCAAGGAGCAAAAGUGUCUGUGAUAGAGAACAAAGGAUUUUGAAAUGUCCCUUCAACACAGCUGAGAAAAAGAGUUCAACUCCACCUCCGAGUUUGCGGAAUGCAAAUACUGCAGUUUCUUCCACUGUUACAGCAAAUGCACAAAGUGACUCGAAUUCAAAGAUGACUUCACAAUCACAAUCUCAACCUUGUUAUUCGGCCUCCCCGAAUACCAGUCUUCCCAUGAAUUUACCUGGAAAGCUUAGCAUGCUCGGAAAGGAAGCGGUGCAACAGCGAGAAAUAGCGCAGAAGAUUGCCCUUCAAGCACUGAGAGAUGCUACAGCAACUGAAAAUAUUGUUCGUUCUCUCAAGAUGUUCUCGAACUUGACAAAAUCGGCUAAAACAGAAGCCCCUGCAGCUUGUUUCGAUCAGUUUCUCGAGUUUCACAGCCAAAUUACUCAAGCGGUGGCUGAAAUGGUGUCUGUUCAAGCAGCAACUGAAAUGGUUCAAACAAAAAAUGCAGAACCAAAGAAAAUCGUGGGAAAAUACCAUGAAGAAGAUGGCUCUAUUUUACAUGAAAUAGUCCACAAUUCAAUAGAUCAACAACAGAAACUGGAGUCCAAUGCAUCAAAAAGAAGAUCCGCGCUUUACAAAUCAAUGGCAACUUUUCCUGAAAGAAACGAGCAGCAGAUGAUUUUGGGAAAACAUUUGAGAUCUUCAAAUCUUAACCAGAAGGCGAGUUUAGAAAAUAAGGGAGCAGUCCCUGAAGCUGAAACUGAAAAUGACGAAAACAUGAAACCGGCUUCUUCUUGCAGCAUAUCGAAUACCACCAAACUGGGAAAGCAGAUUGAAACUGAAGCUGGAAAUUGGUUUAUGGAAUUUCUAGAGAAAGCAUUGGAAAAGGGUAUGCAAAAAUCUAAAGGAACAGGAGAAUCCGAUGCUCGAAAAGUUCCACAAUCACUAAUUUUGAAGGUGAUUAAUUGGAUAGAGGUGGAACAAAGCUAUCCGAUUAAGAGGCCAGUACAUCCCAGAGCUGCACAUAUAGCCAGGAAAUUUAGGAUUAAGAUGAAGAACCCUUGAUCCCUAGGAUCAUAUAGAAAGGGAUUUAUCAAUCAAAUACCGCUUGAAGUUUAGGAUUUAGAUGAAGAACCCUUGAUCACUAGGUUCAUCUAGAAAGGGAUUUAUAGAUCAAAUACGGCUUGAAAAUUUGUGUUCUUUUACAAAUGUUGUGUGAAGAAUUUUAUUUUAUAAAUAUCAGGAUUGUUCACAGGUUGAUUCCUA
Messenger RNA from Olea europaea var. sylvestris, 2258 nucleotides. RefSeq lists its product as uncharacterized. The record is from RefSeq and is a predicted model, not a curated record. NCBI's taxonomy places the organism in Eukaryota, Viridiplantae, Streptophyta, Magnoliopsida, Lamiales, Oleaceae. The coding region runs from base 285 to 2057 and encodes 590 amino acids. The transcript is spliced from 4 exons.